AUGACAGCAUCCUUCACUCCCGUUGAACGGAAUGGGAAUAAGAAAUAUCGGGAAUCAAUCAACACUGGGCGGAUAAAGGGAGGAUUGCAAGUUGCGGCGAAGAGAAAUCGGAUGACAUAUAUCAAUUCGAAGCGGCUCCAAAUGGAUACGGCGUCGGUCUGCUGGGAAUUUGUCUCUGAGCGGGUGCGUGGGAGCACAUCAGUUAGCGCACUACUUUAUGUGGAGCGAUGCUCAGCGGGGGACUAUCUAGUUGUCUAUCCAUCAGGCACCGACGGCGCCGUCAACGAGGAGUCGUACCCCCUGGGAAGACUCUGCGGCAGUGAGGCCAUCAACCUCUACUCUUCGGGGCCCAGCAUCGUACUGGAGUUCCACACAGAGGUCAACAUCAGGAACUCGACGGGGUUCAAUGGCAAGUUCACCUUCAUCCAAGCAGGUAAUACCACAGUUCCAUCCAUAGACCUUUUAAUCUGGUUUCGGCGGGGAUUAAUUAUGAACGAUAAUUAA
Nezara viridula (southern green stink bug) is the source of this 504-nucleotide messenger RNA. Lineage: Eukaryota; Metazoa; Arthropoda; Insecta; Hemiptera; Pentatomidae. The record is from the annotation of a GenBank genome assembly.